AUGACCCGCCGCACCCUCCUUAUCCUCCUCUCCGUGCUCGGCACUAUCCUGCUGGGUACCACCAUCCUUCUCACCUCCAUCUCCCUCUUCCUGCGAAUCGACGCUUCGGCCUACCUCACGGAGGAGGACAUCCCAUGGCCUGAUCCGCCAGAUAACGUUUCUAGUGUGCCACUGCCGGGGGAGAGGAUACCGCGGAUACUACACCAGACGUGGAAGGAGGAAACGCUGCCCGAGAAAUGGGCCAGCGUCUCAGAGGGGUGCAGGGAGCUCAUGCCAGAUUACGCGUACAUGCUCUGGACAGACGCCGCCUCCCGCUCUUUCAUAGAAGAGCACUACCCCUGGUUCCUGCUCACAUUCGACGGCUACCCCUACCCCAUCAUGCGGGCUGACGCUAUCCGCUACUUCGUCCUGUACCAUUACGGCGGCACCUAUCUGGACCUAGACGUCGGCUGCAAGCGGCGGCUCGACCGCCUCCUUUCCUACCCCGCCGUCCUGCCUAAGACGAUCCCCGUAGGCGUGUCAAACGACCUCAUGCUUUCUGCACCCCGCCACCCCUUUAUGCGACGGGCGAUCGACAGCCUCCAGUCCUUCGACCAUACCUGGAUGAUGAACUACCCCACGGUCAUGUUCUCCACAGGGCCGAUGUUCAUCAGCUCCAUCUACGGGCUGUACACCUCUGUUUCUGGGUACCCACGCACUCUGGAGGGGGAAGUACGCGUCCUUCCCAAGAGCUUGUACGGGAAAAACGCGAGCCCGGAGGAAGCGCCCCACGCGUUCUUCGAGCACUAUUAUGGUUCCUCCUGGCACUCGGACGACGCGGGCCUAGUGCUCUUCCUCGGCUCCUACGGCACACUGAUCAUGUACAUAUCACUC
Molecule: messenger RNA, 873 nt
Organism: Dacryopinax primogenitus
Lineage: Eukaryota; Fungi; Basidiomycota; Dacrymycetes; Dacrymycetales; Dacrymycetaceae
Product: glycosyltransferase family 32 protein
Exons: 2
Biological process (GO): mannosyl-inositol phosphorylceramide biosynthetic process
Molecular function (GO): mannosyltransferase activity
Source: RefSeq, a predicted model, not a curated record